This is a messenger RNA of Pyrus x bretschneideri (Chinese white pear), 1787 nucleotides long. Its product is annotated as low-temperature-induced cysteine proteinase. NCBI's taxonomy places the organism in Eukaryota, Viridiplantae, Streptophyta, Magnoliopsida, Rosales, Rosaceae. The transcript has 5 exons. Gene Ontology annotation, molecular function: cysteine-type endopeptidase activity. Bases 78 to 1487 code for a protein of 469 amino acids. The record is from RefSeq and is a predicted model, not a curated record. Gene Ontology annotation, cellular component: lysosome.
GCACGCAUUCAUUUCCUACUUCUCACAACUGCCACCCUUCUCUCUCUGUUUUCUCAGCAUACAAACACAGCAAAAACAUGGGGCCGUACCGAUCGUCGCCGGCCGUGGCAGUCCUCCUCCUCACGAUCUUCACUGUCUCAUCGGCCCUCGACAUGUCCAUCAUCUCCUACGACAACAACCUCGGAGACGGCAAGUCCACGGGCAGCUGGAGGACUGACGAUGAGGUGAUGUCGAUGUACGAGGGGUGGCUGGCGGAGCACGGCAAGGCAUACAACGCCCUGGGAGAGAAGGAGCGGCGGUUCCAGAUCUUUAAAGACAACCUCAGGUACAUCGACGAACAGAACUCCAAGAACCUCAGCUACAAGCUGGGUCUGAACCGGUUCGCCGAUCUGUCGAACGAGGAGUACCGGAACACUUACCUUGGCACCAAGACUCGCGCUCAGAAGAAGCGGCUCUCCAACAGGAAUACCAAGAGUGACCGGUACGCGCCGCGUGUCGGCGAUUCGUUGCCUGACUCCAUUGAUUGGAGGGAGGAGGGCGCAGUUAACCCAGUCAAAGACCAAGGCAGCUGCGGGAGUUGCUGGGCAUUCUCAACUAUCUCCGCCGUGGAAGGUAUCAAUAAGCUAGUGACCGGUGACCUCAUCUCACUAUCUGAGCAGGAGCUGGUAGACUGCGAUACAACAUACAAUGAAGGAUGCAAUGGAGGUCUCAUGGACUACGCCUUUGAGUUCAUCAUAAAAAAUGGCGGAAUUGACAGCGAAGAGGACUAUCCUUACAAAGGAUACGAUGCCGCAUGUGACCCCUACAGGAAAAAUGCCAGGGUGGUUUCGAUCGACACUUAUGAAGAUGUUCCUGUAAACAGUGAGGAAGCAUUGAAAAAGGCUGUUGCCAAUCAGCCAAUCGCCGUUGCCAUUGAAGGAGGUGGCAGAGACUUCCAGUUGUAUUACUCCGGUGUAUUUACAGGACGUUGUGGGACGGAUUUGGACCAUGGUGUGACAGUUGUUGGAUACGGCACAGACAAGGGGCUCGAUUACUGGAUAGUGAGAAACUCAUGGGGCGAAAGCUGGGGAGAGAAGGGAUACAUCAGGAUGCAGCGUAAUCUGGGCAACACCGCUAAUGGGAUAUGUGGAAUUGCCAUGGAGCCUUCUUACCCGAUAAAGAAUGGCCAGAAUCCCCCUAACCCCGGUCCUUCUCCUCCAUCUCCGAUAUCAGUUUGUGACGAGUACUACUCUUGCCCUGAGAGCAACACGUGCUGCUGCAUUUACCAGAUUGGAAACUAUUGCUUUACUUGGGGAUGCUGUCCACUUGAAGGUGCCACCUGCUGUGAUGACCAUUACAGUUGCUGCCCAAGCGCAUAUCCUGUUUGCGAUGUCAAUGCCGGAGCUUGUUUGAUGAGCAAGGGCAAUCCUUUGGGAGUGAAGGCAUUGAAGCGCACCGCCGCAAAACCCCACUGGGCUGUUGGUGGCGGAAAGAGCAGCAGUGCUUAAGCAAAACACCCAAGCCUUGAUGCAGUGGUUUAACAAAAGCUAAGAAGGAAGAGAAGUAUCAAAGCAUGAUUGAUAAUCUCCUCCUUCGUUUAUCGUUACCAGCGGAUUACGCUCUUAAUCGUAAUUUAUAGUCCAAGAAAAGGAUUAUUUCAGAUUCUGAUUUGUAUAUAGGCCUGUAUUUAUUACUUAUUGCAUUUGAUCAGUUGAAAGACAAUACAUAUUGUUGUCAAUUUAGCAAAUAUGCUCUGUAAGUUUUCAUGAAUUUGGCUUUGGCUUUUAUGAAAAGUGCUUCGCUCCCAA